Molecule: messenger RNA, 519 nt
Organism: Rasamsonia emersonii CBS 393.64
Lineage: Eukaryota; Fungi; Ascomycota; Eurotiomycetes; Eurotiales; Trichocomaceae
Product: NADH:ubiquinone reductase (H(+)-translocating)
Exons: 3
Coding region: 1-519 (172 amino acids)
Cellular component (GO): mitochondrion
Source: RefSeq, a predicted model, not a curated record
AUGUUUCUGGCCAGGCGAUCAGUGGCUCCCGCAAGGCAGCAGCUGCUGCGGCGCCAGCAGCCUCGCCGUUUCGACUCGCACGCUGCUCACCACGCUGCGCCCGCGAACGAGUCCUUCGGACCUAGCUUCUACGUUGCCGUCACGACGUUCGCGACCGGCUACGUCCUGUACCGCAUCCACAAGGCCUCGCAGGAGUCCGGCUCCGAGACCUGGCUCUCCAGCCUCAUCCGCAAGUGGACGCCGUUGGAGAAGGUCUUCGAGGAGCGCAAUGCCAUCCGAACGGCGGCCAUGGAGAAGGCCGCUGUCGACCGCCACCUGUUCGCCAGUGCUCCGGGCAAGGAGUACAUUGACCUGAAGAUGCCCGAGCUGUUCAAUGCCGGCUCCCCCUACAACGUGCCCCCGGGCUCCCAGGCGGAUCUGUCCGCGGUUGCGGCCUACUAUCAUCAGAAGAACAAGGAGAUUGAGGAGCAACGGGUGGCUCGGAUGAAGGAUGGAAAGGUGGUUUCGAUCUAUGACUAG